Rhizophagus irregularis DAOM 181602=DAOM 197198 is the source of this 1159-nucleotide messenger RNA. NCBI's taxonomy places the organism in Eukaryota, Fungi, Glomeromycota, Glomeromycetes, Glomerales, Glomeraceae. The record is from RefSeq and is a predicted model, not a curated record.
AAUUAUAUUAUGGUUUUGGAUUAUGCAAAAAGUGGAAGUUUACGACAUUAUUUAGUUACAAAUGAUAAAUUAAGUUUGACUGAUAAGAUUAAUUAUUUAUAUGGUAUUGCAAGCGGACUUGCAGAUAUUCAUAAAAAUGGAUUAAUUCAUCGAGAUUUACAUAGUGGCAAUAUAUUAAUAUUUCAUCUAGCUAGAAUAGCUGACAUGGGGUUAUGCAAACCUACAGAUUGCAAUAUAGCAGGAAAUACAAAAAAUAGUGUAUAUGGUAUUUUACCUUAUAUAGCUCCUGAAAUCCUACAAGAGCAUAAUUAUACCGAUAUUGCUGAUAUAUAUAGUCUUGGUAUAAUCAUGUAUGAAUUUAUUUCUGGAUUACCUCCAUACUAUAAUUUAAGCCAUGAUGAAUAUUUAGCAAUGAAGAUUUGUCAAGGACUCAGACCAAGGUUCAAUGAUAUUAAAGUACCCCAAUUAAUUGUGCGUUUAAUUAAAAGAUGUUUAGAUGCAAGCCCAUUAAAGCGACCAACAGCAAAAGAAAUUAAAGAAAUUUUAUAUAAAUGGAAUAUAGAAGCAAAAUAUCAUAAUACAGAAUUAUAUAAACAAAUUAAAGAAGCAAAUGAAUUUAAUAAUAAUUUACAAACUAAUGAUAUACCUUCGACCGGUUUAAAAUUAUCAUAUAAAACACAUUCAGGAGCUGUUUACACAAGUAGAUUACUCAAUUUUUAUAAUCUUCCAAAAUCAAAAAAUUGUGACGAUUAUUAUGAUGAACAAAAUGAUGAUAUAAUUAGCAUGAAAUCUUCAGUGUCUUUACAAAUUGAUAUUCCUCGACUGAAAAUUAACGAUAAUAAUCUUCAUGAACCAAAAAAUUCUAAUAUCCAUUAUGAUGAUAUAAUUAGUACGGAAUUUCCAGAAUCCCUUCAAAUUGAUAUUUCUCGACCAAAUCUUCCCGAAACAAAAAAUUCUGAUGAUCAUUAUAAACAUAUAAAUAAUUUGGAAUCCUCAGCGUCUAUAUCUUUACAAAUUGAUAUUUCUCAAUUGAACAUUGACGAAGAUGAUCAAAAUAGCAAAAACAAAGACCAAAAUAUUCUUUAAUAUUUUGUUACGGUGAAUUUUGCAUAUUUUCAAGGAAAUUUUUUUCUUUCAUUUAAUUUUCCAACGCUAGCAU